Aspergillus sclerotioniger CBS 115572 is the source of this 1941-nucleotide messenger RNA. RefSeq names its product laccase. The transcript has 3 exons. NCBI's taxonomy places the organism in Eukaryota, Fungi, Ascomycota, Eurotiomycetes, Eurotiales, Aspergillaceae. The record is from RefSeq and is a predicted model, not a curated record. The coding region runs from base 1 to 1830 and encodes 609 amino acids. Gene Ontology annotation, molecular function: copper ion binding; oxidoreductase activity.
AUGAAGUGGUCCCACGCCAAUGGGCUGGCCCUGCCAGUUCUCUCUACUCUCGUCCAAUGGGCAUCCUGCCGGGUCGUCGACUUCAGACUCGACCUGACGUGGGAAGAUAGCAAUGUCGCUGGCAUCUCCCGCAAAGCCAUCUUCACCAAUGGUCAAGUUCCAGGCCCUGCUCUACGCGUGCUCCAGGGCGACCAAGUGAGAGUCAUGGUCAACAACUCGAUGCCAUUCGCAACAACCAUCCACUGGCAUGGUAUCGGCCAGUAUGGCACUCCCUGGUCAGAUGGUGUCCCUGGGCUCAACCAAGCAAUGAUUGAACCGGGCGAGGAGUUUGGCUACGAGUGGACAGCGGUUGAUUACGGAUCAUAUGCCUACCACGCCCACACGAGGGCUCAAAUGGAUGAUGGUCUCUAUGGAGCCAUCUAUGUGGAACCGAGCGCAGACGUGGAGAGACCCUUCAGUCUAAUCAGCAGCCUCCCGGAGGACCAGGACGCGAUGUUGCAGGCCGAAAAGAACACCCAUCCAAUCAUGCUCUCCGAUUGGCGGUCGUUCACUUCGGAUGAGACUCUGCAGAUUGAGGAAGACUCGGGGGUUCAGGCGUACUGUGCUAACUCCAUUCUAAUCAAUGGCAAAGGCUCGGUCAUCUGCCCCCCGCAGGAUCAUAUCAACGACCUGACCCGCUCAGGAGAGCAGACUGCGCUAGGAAACCAGACCAUGUCAGAUAUGGGAUGUAUGCCACCUCUCCCGGCCCGCUUGGGCUUCUUUCCGUUCGACAUCACCAAGAUCCCGACAGGCUACUAUCAGGGUUGCGUGCCCACCGAAGGGCAGCAGGAAGCGUUCUUCGUCGACCCGGCUUCCGGCUAUGUCAGCUACGACGUGAUCAGCAUGACCGGCACGUCCAACCUCGUGUUCUCCAUUGAUGAGCAUCCCCUGUAUAUCUAUGCGGUUGAUGGUCAAUACAUCGAGCCCCUGAUGGUCGAUGCCGUCAACGUGUACGCAGGAGCCAGGUUCUCUGUUCUCGUGAAGCUUGACCAACCGGUUGCCCAAUACACUGUUCGUGCCGCCAACAAGUUUGCCAACCAGAUCAUCAACGGCACGGCAGUUAUGUCCUACGAUGGAGCGGAUCCUACCAAGACGAACACAUCUACCCCUUAUAUCAAUGAGCUCGGUACGGCCAACAAUCAUGAUCGUUCCAUUGUCAUUCUGGAUGAGGCCAACAUUGUCCCAUUCGCUCCGAACCCGCCUGCUCAGGUUCCCGACCAAACCCACAUCCUCAACGUCAACUUGUACAACGCCUCCUAUCGCUGGGUCCUCGGCGAGGCCAGCUACCCGAUGUCCAAUGAAGACCUCUCCCCGGUGAUUUUCAACUAUAGCUCAAUCCCUGCACAAUAUACCAUCACCACCAACAAUGACACCUGGGUGGAUCUCAUCUUCAACAUGACUACGGUUGGGCAGCCGCAGCAUCCGAUCCACAAACACUCCAACAAGUUCUACGUCCUGGGCUGGGGCGAUAGCGCAUGGAACUACUCUUCUGUGGCCGAGGCAAUGGAGUACAUCCCGGACAGCUUCAACCUGAAGAACCCCCAAUAUCGCGACACCUUCCAGACGCCCCCGUCCACACCGAACAAGAGUUGGCUGGCACUCCGCUAUCACGUGGUGAACCCCGGACCGUUCUUCAUCCAUUGCCACCUGUCGAUGCAUGAGAUGGGCGGGUUAGCAUUAGCCAUCCUGGACGGAGUGGACGCCUGGCCCACCGUGCCAGACCGGUACCAACUGCCUGCUGUGGCGGAUGACACCACGCAUUCACUGAUCGACCAUCCCAGAUUCAACUAGCAUGAUGUUAGCAUUCGUCCACCAUUGCAUCAAGCCGGCUCGUACGCAGGCGUCAGCGGCUAUCUCAUUUUCCGCAUCAUAUCCAUAUUCAUUUCCGUUGCAUUUCAGGAC